AGUGUCUCCGGAUAAGAAGGGGAACGAAAGAUGGCGGCGGAAACGCUGCUGUCCAGUCUGUUGUGUCUGCUGUUCCUGGGGUUCCUGUUACCUGCACGUCUGGCUGGCGGUGUCGGGAGCCUGAACCUGGAGGAACUAAGCGAAAUGCGUUAUGGGAUCGAGAUCCUGCCGUUGCCUGUCAUAGGAGGGCAGACCAAGGACUGGUGGACAUAUCAAUUCUGUUAUGGACGCCACAUCCAGCAGUAUCACAUGGAAGAUUCAGAGAUCAAAGGUGACAUCCUGUAUCUCGGCUACUACCAAUCAGCCUUCGACUGGGAUGAUGAAACAGCCAAGGCCUCCAAGCAGCAUCGCCUGAAGCGCUACCACAGCCAGACCUACGGCAACGGCUCCAAGUGUGACCUCAACGGGAGACCCCGGGAAGCCGAGGUCCGGUUCCUCUGUGACGAGGGCGCGGGGAUCUCCGGAGACUACAUAGACCGAGUGGAUGAGCCCCUGUCCUGCUCCUACGUGCUGACCGUGCGGACCCCUCGGCUGUGCGCGCACCCGCUCCUCCGGCCCUCGCCCAGCGCUGCGCCGCAGGCCAUCCUCUGUCACCCCUCGCUGCAGCCAGAGGAGUACAAGGCCUACCUGCGGCAGCAGGAGCGGGAGGACUCAAAACAACAGGAAGAGAAAAUCACGGAGCAGCUACAAGACCUGGACUCCCCAGUGAGGAGCGAGACCAAGUCUGGGGCGCCGCCCCCCAAGAGAGAAGGUGUGAGCCCCGCCAAGGAUGACAGUCAGGAAUCAGACUUCUGGCAGAUGCUUCGUGAGCCAGAGGACCAGGCCCCGGGCGGGGAGGAGGCGCAGGCAGAGGAGCAGUACCUAAACCUCCAGGCUGCAGCAGAUCCAGCUCCAGGCCCUCCAGACGAUUUUCAGAACAACGUGCAGGUCAAAGUCAUUCGGAGUCCUUCAGACUUGAUUCGAUUGAUAGAGGAGCUGAAAGGCGGAACCAAGAAGGGGAAGCCCAGCGCGGGCGCGGAGCAGCCCGGAGAUGUAGCUGCGGAGGAGGGCCCUGCCCGGGAGCCGGAGGGGAAGGCAAAGGGUGACCCCGAGCGGCCGAGCGCGGGGGACGAAGCCGAGCGGGAGGAAGACGAAGAGGAAGAGGCGGAUGAGCAGCAGCUGCUGGGCGAGUUCGAGAAGGAGCUGGAAGGGAUCCUGCUCCCAUCGGACCGCGAGCGGCUCCAGCGGCUGCGUUCCCAGCUGAAGGCUGGCGCGGAGCGGGAGCGGGAGCUGGAGAGCGCCACGCAGGAGAACCCUGACUCCACCCCGACUGGGGCGUUCCAGACGGAGAAGGAGCUGAACACGGACAUGCUGAAGAAGGAGUCCGAGCGAGAGCGGGCGAUACUGGCCCUGACGUCCACUGUCAACAAACUCAUCAAAAGGCUGGAGGAAAAUCAGAGUCGUGAGCUGGCGAAGAAGUACAGGAAAAGGAAGGCUGUCCCCAGAAAGCCUCUCCCAGCGCCUCACUCUGCAGGGAAGAUUGAGAUCAAAAUUGUCCGCCCUGGGGCCGAGGGGCCGGAGGAGGACGGGCGAUGGCUGACAGAUGAGGACACGAAAAGCCUCAAGGAGAUUUUCUUCAAUAUCUUGGUGCAGGGAGCUGAGGAGGCCCACAAAGAGCGCCAGCGGCAGAAAGACCUGGAGAGCAACUACCGCCGGGUGUGGGGCUCGAGAGACGGAGAGGGCCUGGGCGACCUGGACGAGUUUGACUUUUGAGAUCCCACAGCGACAUGUUCCUGAGCGGCCCUGCUCCUCCUCGCCUCACCUCCUGGCCCCUGAAGGCAAAACACCAGAGAACAGCAGAGCUCGACCCCUGCGGCCCGGCUCUGGGGAAUGGAGGGCCUGGGGUCAGUGCUGCUGCAGCUGAGAGCCACCCGCAGACCCCCAGGCCGCGGCUUCUGCUCACCCUGGCUGUCCCCGCGUGCCCUUCCCUGUCAGUGUCCCCUCCCAAGCUGCCUCUUUCUUCGUCCUACCCAGAGACUCAGAAAGCCCCUGUGUGUGGGCAGGGCAGGGAGAGCACAGCCUGCCCGCCCUGCCCUGUGGGUGUUUGGAGGUGCUUUAGCCUCGCCCCUGGAAUCACCUUGGGGUUUCCUUCUCCCUUUCCGCCCCACGGCCCGACAGUCUGCGCUCCGCGCUGAGGAGCCUCCACUUCUGUUGCUGAGGAAAUGGAGACGGACGCACAUCACUCCGGCCCAGCCCCAGCUAAGAGGGUGGGGCGCAGAAGCACCCGUAUGUUCUUCAACAAUCAGGUUUCUAAAUAAAGAACUGGACCACCGA
Messenger RNA from Chinchilla lanigera (long-tailed chinchilla), 2313 nucleotides. RefSeq names its product osteosarcoma amplified 9, endoplasmic reticulum lectin (gene Os9). The coding region runs from base 31 to 1752 and encodes 573 amino acids. Gene Ontology annotation, biological process: endoplasmic reticulum unfolded protein response; retrograde protein transport, ER to cytosol. Lineage: Eukaryota; Metazoa; Chordata; Mammalia; Rodentia; Chinchillidae. The transcript is spliced from 13 exons. Gene Ontology annotation, cellular component: endoplasmic reticulum lumen. The record is from RefSeq and is a predicted model, not a curated record.